GAGAAUUAUUCUGUCAACAACGAAUUGAAACAUUCAGUGCGACAUUAUUUUGUAAUUGUUUUAGUAGUGAGCCAAAAUUAGUGUAAAAUCAAGUGCCAAAAUUGCAGUUUUUCGUCCAGAAAUCACCAAUGUUGUUACUUAUUGUAUUCUCACUGAUUUUAUCGGUGAUUUCGGACCCAAACGUUCCACCCUUUUGCGACAAAUGUGCGUGUGUUAAUGACGAUUCCAAUCAAUUUGUGGUCACUUGUACCAAAGACGUUUCGUCCUUUAUGUUUGAUAAAGCAUCAUGGAUCGAUGCAGCUGAUAACAAGCCGUACAGUUAUUCCAAAGUUUGGAUUCAGAAUUCACCGAUUCUGACGUUAAAAGAGCAAUUUCCAGUCUCAAACCUAAUCGAGUUGAGUUUAGCCAACAAUUCGAUUGUUAGCAUUAGCAGUGAUGUGUUUAGCAACCUCCAAAACAUGCAAAUGUUGGACCUGAGUUACAACAACAUUGAAAUUUUGCAUCCUGAUGCUUUUAAUGGCCAAUAUUUGGAAGGUGACUGGAAUCCUUUACGAUCCUUGGUUAAGCUCUAUUUGGCUCAUAACAGGAUUCAUAGUCUUGAUAAGGAUAUUUUCGAGCAUGCUGACAGGAUUGAACUUUUAUCACUGUCUCACAAUCCUUUAAAAAUCCUAGAUCAGUCAACUGCAAUAGCAAUCACUAGUUUGGUCUAUUUGAAAAAUUUGGAUUUGAGUUAUACAGGUUUAAGCAGUCUUCCGGCUGCUUUUUUGCACACUCCAAAAAAAUUAAUUUUCUUGGAUUUGAGCGGAAACCAGUUUACGGGAAUUCCCGAUACUUUAGGGGAUGCACACAGCUUAGAAACGCUUUAUUUUAAUAAUAAUCCCAUGGUUAAUUUGACCAAUAAAAACGGUUUUCCUGUCAUUUCCACUUUGAAAUAUCUCCACUUGAGUUCGAUGCCCAACUUGGUCAAUAUCAGUAAAGAAUCUUUAAGUAAUCUUGUUAAUUUAACUGAAUUUUAUUGCUUCAACAACCCCAAAUUAUCGUACAUUGACCGAGACGCGUUUUCGUCACGACGUGACGGUGCCGAAUACAAAACUUGGCCACCGAUCAAAAAACUUUUUCUACAAAAUAAUAAAUUAGCUUCGAUGGAUAUGGAAGUUGUUUUGAAUUGGAAGGAUUUGGUUGCGCUUGAUUUAACAGAAAACGCGUGGACGUGUGAGUGCGAAAAUCAAUGGAUGAUUGACGAAUUGAUGCCCAUUUAUUUGCAACUGGACGAGAAUAAGGCCAAAGCACUUAAGUGUGAGGCCCCAAUCGAGAUGGCUUCCCUGACAUUCUACGACGUUUAUCAGAAACAAACAACGAUGCGAUGUCUUGACUUAUACGGUCAUAGACCCGAACGAGACGGCGUUCUAUUGGUUGGAAUUUUGGCUGGUGUUUUAAUCACAAUACCAUUGGUAUUGUUCAUAAUUUACGCUUAUCAGAGACACUGGUUUGGAUUAUUUGAUAAUUCACCGGCUGGUUUUUCACGCCAGUUUUACAAACGAAGCGUUUCGACAUCAGAAGACGCUUAUCUUUAAUUAUUUGUUUAGUUUUUUUUUAAUAAAAUUAAAUUAAAUUUA
Molecule: messenger RNA, 1616 nt
Organism: Tribolium castaneum (red flour beetle)
Lineage: Eukaryota; Metazoa; Arthropoda; Insecta; Coleoptera; Tenebrionidae
Product: leucine-rich repeat neuronal protein 1
Exons: 5
Coding region: 129-1574 (481 amino acids)
Cellular component (GO): extracellular matrix
Molecular function (GO): protein binding
Source: RefSeq, a predicted model, not a curated record